Molecule: messenger RNA, 540 nt
Organism: Eruca vesicaria subsp. sativa (arugula)
Lineage: Eukaryota; Viridiplantae; Streptophyta; Magnoliopsida; Brassicales; Brassicaceae
Source: the annotation of a GenBank genome assembly
AUGGUCUACGCUGAAGCUCAGACACGAGGACUUACUGUUUCCUCUCGUGUUAAAACAGCAGAUGAGUGGGACGUGAACAAAUGGGCAUGGGAAGGAGAAUUGAAAGUGGUGAGCAAAGGAGAAGAAUGCAUUAUUAAACUUGUAGAUAAAACCACUGGGGAACUUUACGCUCAGGCCUUUCUGCGUGAUGGUGAACCUUAUCAUGUAGAAGCCGUUAUCGGCAGUAGUAGACUCGGGCUCCGGGAGAGAACUAAAGCAUAUGACUUCCAAACAGCACUACAUGACCACAUGAAGUACUUGAACAAGAAGAAAACAGCAGAAGAAAUGAGGAAUGAUCAAGACACAAAGUCUAAGUUGGUGGAUAAGAGUCUCAGUAAUCUCAGUUGGAAGCAAAGGGAUGUUCAUGCUGAUGCUCAUUACUCUGAUCUCGCUCUUGUAACAUGUGAUGUCGAUGAGAUAGCUGCUGGUUCGAAGUCUAGCUUUGUUCAUGCUGAUGCACAUGGCUAUUGUUUGGUUUAUAUAUAUUUUGGAUGCACAUGA